This is a messenger RNA of Talaromyces stipitatus ATCC 10500, 1246 nucleotides long. RefSeq names its product Yip1 domain family. The transcript is spliced from 4 exons. Lineage: Eukaryota; Fungi; Ascomycota; Eurotiomycetes; Eurotiales; Trichocomaceae. The coding region runs from base 128 to 1045 and encodes 305 amino acids. Gene Ontology annotation, molecular function: small GTPase binding. Gene Ontology annotation, biological process: vesicle-mediated transport. Gene Ontology annotation, cellular component: membrane; Golgi apparatus. The record is from RefSeq and is a predicted model, not a curated record.
AUGCAACAACUUCAACUACCUCCCAACACUGUCGUUUUCGUCUCAGAUCGUCACUCUUUGUAACAUCUUUGAGGCACUACUCCGAAUACUGUCAUAGAAAGCGCAGAGACUCUGUUUAAUCUUGCAAAUGGCCAAUCAAGGCUACGACGUCGUGGUGGACGUUGAUGCGGAGGGCGAUCUCGGUCACACCGAUCUCCAAGAAGAUCUUGAAUUCCACCCAUCGAAUUUCGAAAAUGACCCACGCAGCGCCAAAAUCCAGGCCGACUCACAACCCUUCCUAGGCAACGAUGGUGGCCCAUCUAGAGGCGGUAACGGAGGAAGCGGAGGAGGUAUUUCAUCAGGCGGCGGAAAGCGUCAUCUCUGGACAAUCCAAUACUACAGCCAGUUCUUCGAUGUGGACACAAACGAAGUCGCUCGCCGUUGCGUCGCUGCCGUAUAUCCACGCUCAAACUUUCUGGAUGUUCUGGAUGGUAAUCCGGAUCUGUACGGACCAUUCUGGAUCGCCACGACGGUUGUGAUUAUCCUUUUCUUAACGGGGACCAUAUCGCAAUACUUGGCACAUGAGCACGAUGAACACUUUGAAUACGAUUUCCGACUACUUUCCGGCGCCGCAGGACUCAUAUAUGGGUAUACGGGAGUCAUUCCCAUCGCGCUCUGGGGCGCGUUACGCUGGUUCGGCAGUUCGAGCGCCGACCUUAUUGAAUGCUGGGCUCUUUACGGGUAUGCGAAUCUGUUAUGGAUCGCUGUUGCAUUGGCCAGCUGGAGUCCCCUAACGGCAUUGAAUUGGGCUCUAGUUGGUGUCGGAUUUGCAUGGACGGUGUUCUUCCUCCUCCGCAAUCUGUAUCCGGUGCUCAGUGCAACGGAUGCUAAGACGAGCAAGAUUCUACUUAUUUUGGUUGUUGUCUUGCAUGCAGGUUUGGCUAUCGCUAUCAAAGUUUUGUUCUUUGCUCAUGGCAGCCCUGUCUCAAAGAAGAACCACCACGAUGACGAUGACCACAAGGAUAAGGAUAAGGGCCAUGAUGACAGGAGACGUGUGCUUUUCUAAAGCUGAAGCGAACGACUAUCAAUACAGAGGGGAGGUGAACAGAGACUUCAGGAUUUAUAUGACGUGAUUCGUAUUGUUAUCUAGGACUGCUUCUAGCGUGUUGGUUGACUUUCAUGUACAAUAUUCACCAAUGAUGUUGGCCCAAUUUUUACGCAUAUCUACACAGAAUGGAUACAAUCAGAGGGCAUGAACCUCAACACC